AUGGCGAUGGAGAAGGCGGACGGCAAGGAGCGGGAGAAGAUCGAGGCCGUGCUUAAGGCCAUGCGCAAGCAGGCGCCGCUCACCGCCAAGCAGGCGCAGUACUGCAACGACGCGUGCGUGGAGCGGUUCCUCCGGUCGCGCGGGGACAGCGUGAAGAAGGCGGCGAAGCAGCUGCGGGCCGCGCUGUCCUGGCGGGAGACCAUCGGAGCAGAUCACAUCAUCGCGGACGAGUUCUCCGGCGAGCUGGCCGACGGCAUGGCGUACGUCGCUGGGCACGACGACGAGAACCGGCCCGUCGUGGUGUUUCGGAUCAAGCAGGACGACUACCCCAAGUACCAGCCUCAGAAAUCGUUCGUGCGGUUCCUGGUGUUCACGCUGGAGGUAGCGGUGGCGUCCAUGAGCCGCUUCGUGGACCAGUUCGUCCUCCUCUUCGACGCAAGCUUUUUCCGGUCGGCGUCGGCCUUCCUCAACCUGCUCAUGGGCACGCUCAAGAUCGUCGCCGACUACUACCCCGCCCGCCUCCACCGCGCAUUCGUCAUCGACCCGCCAUCCCUCUUCUCCGUCAUGUGGAAGGGAGUGCGGCCGUUCGUGGAGCUCGCGCCGGCCACGGCGGUGGUGUGCUCGCUGGACUUCGAGGACUCGCUGGAGGACGCCUCCUUCACCGCCUACCCGCGGACGGCGUCCCUCCGCUUCGAGCCGUCGGGCGCGGCCAUCCUCACCACCAUGCCGAAGCCGGGCGGCGGCGGCGGGGUCGUGGGCUCCGCCUCCUCGCGCUUCGCCUUCAGCGUCUCCGACAACGCGCUCAAGCCGUGGUACCUCUCCACCACGCCAGCAGCACCCACGCCCAACCCGCGCUCCGUCAUCCCCUCCUCCAGCCCGUCCCUCGUCGGCGCGUCCCCGCUCUCCGCGCGCUCCUUCUCCUUCGCGUCGCCCGCCGCGCGCUCCACCACCCCCGUCCAGCACCACCGCGUGCUGCCGACGCCGUCCACCGCCAAGGGACACAACAAGACCCCCGCUCCGGCUCCCCUGUCCACGCCGCCGCAGCAGCAGCAGUUCCCGAGGACGCCGCGCCCGUCCUUCCUGCAGUCGCCCUUCACGUUCCGCAAGGACGGACAGGGCGUCCGCCGCGUCGAGCGGGAGCGCGACUCCUUCCUGCCCUUCCUCCGCUUCUACCGCCGCCCCUACGACGAGAUCUCCUACCGCGCCAGGAUGCGCCCGCCGCUCGGCGGCCUCAUCGCCAUCGUCGACGACAAGUUCAGGCACAAGCCGGCUCAGCAUCCGCAGCAGCAGCCGCGCCGGCACGCCGCGGUGCUCCACCACCAUCACCAGUACCAGCAGCAGCACCACCACCAUCACAACCACCACCACCAGAGGAUCUGA
Messenger RNA from Lolium rigidum, 1380 nucleotides. Its product is annotated as SEC14 cytosolic factor-like. The record is from RefSeq and is a predicted model, not a curated record. The transcript is spliced from 7 exons. The coding region runs from base 1 to 1380 and encodes 459 amino acids. Lineage: Eukaryota; Viridiplantae; Streptophyta; Magnoliopsida; Poales; Poaceae.